UUACAGUUAAUCAAAAUGUUAUGUUUGACUGUACUACCUAUCUUAGGUUUAUGGGGAUACACAGUGUAUACUCUGGCAGACAGUAUUAACAGUAGAGAAGAAAAUAACAAGCAACGUUCCUCUGUAUACUAUAGUAUUGAUGUGGGUCAGUUGGUACAUCGUUUACAAGUUGAAAGGGAUAUGAGCGUACUGUAUUUAAGUGCCCUGGGACCAGAAACACGGACAUUCCUGUUAGCAGAAUACUUCAAUACUGAUAGAACUAUUGAUCGUCUGUCAUACUGGCCCGGUGAUCUCGACAAGGCAAAUGGUGCUAUGUUUUUGUCCAAAUCAAGUUUUCAAGACUAUCUUGCAGGGCAUCGACAAAUUUUAAGUCCAGACAGAUUUUCAAUUCAAGAUGAAAUCGAUUUUUACUCCAGAAUCAUUGAUACGACAAUUUAUUGGUUGUACAAUACAAUAACAGAAUCCAAAUUUUCUCUCGUCUGGAAAAUUCUCGUGGCAUAUCAAAAACUUGCAAGUGCAAAGGAAAAUGUUGGUGUUGAAAGAGCUCUUGGUACCAUGUUUUAUUCUCAAGGUGGAUUUGAAUCACAUUCUUAUUUCGAAAUGUAUAACAAAAAACUGCACAGCUUUCGGGCUCAUAUGAAAACCGCAGGCAUGUACUCUGAAUUUGUCGGUCAAAUAUACAAUGUAGGUCUUCAAAAUACUGGUACUAAUAUUACUUCAAUCAUCGAAGCUUUUAGGAAAGAGAUUCAAACAUCAGUUGAAAAUACGACUGUUCUUGAUAUGCGCAAAUCAAGAUAUUGGUUUGAUAACAUGACCAUAUACCUUGAUACUUUGCUAGAUAUUCAAACUCAGAUGGCACAGAAAGUUAUCAGCAUUCUAGAUUUGGCUAUAGAUAAUUUAACUACUGACCUGGCUGUUAAUGCCGUUUUAUUAGUUGUUGUCAUUUUAAUGUGUCCUUUAGUUAUCAUGGCAACAGAAAGUCUUACAAGCAGUAUUCAGAUAUAUGCCCUCACCCUUGUUGACAAAACAAAAGAAUUGACCAAUGAAAAAGAACGUACGGAUGGACUGUUAUAUCAAAUGGUACCGAAACAAGUGGCGAAUCGACUUAAACGACAAAAGAAGGUAGAGGCAGAAUAUUUCAAGACAGUGACUAUAUGUUUUUCUGAUGUCCAUGGAUUUGACCGUAUAACAGUAGAGCUUACACCCAUGGAAAUAGUUAAACUCCUCAAUUCCCUUCACAGUACAGUGGAUAAUAUCUUAGAUGAUUUUGAUGCCUAUAAAGUGGAGACAAUAAAUGAUUGCUACAUGGUAGCUUCAGGUUUACCUCAGCGAAACAAGGAUCGUCAUGCAUCGGAAAUUGCAAACUUUGCACUAAAAAUGCUUAAUACUGUAUCAGAGAUGAAGUUUUGCAGUGGACACCGGUCAAUUGAACUCAGAAUUGGAAUAAAUUCUGGUCCUUGUAUGGCAGGUAUUGUAGGGUCAAUGAUGCCAAGAUAUUGUUUGUUUGGAGACACAGUUAACACAGCGUCAAGAAUGAAGGCGUAUAGCAGUCCAAACAAGAUUCACAUUAGUACCUCAACGUACCUACUUCUUAGUAAACUAAAGAAAUUUCAAAUGAAGAAGCGGGGAAGCGUUUCUGUUAAGGGAAAGGGUAACAUGAUAACAUAUUGGCUUGUAAAGAGCACAGAUAGCUCUGACUCCAAAGAUGUUGAUCUCUGCUCUGAUGAUGACUCAUGUAAGCAGGAUAAUGAGAGCGGUGAGGAAGCCGAGCUUCCCGGAGAAAUUACAACCGUAGAGGACCCACUGUAUAGUGCGUCCCUUAAUUAUCCCAUGCCAGGCAGACAUACCAAAUGUUCCAAUAAAGAUGAAGGUAAAAACAUGGCAAGAGUUGCUCCUACAGUAUCAGAAAAGGGAAAGAGGGUUUCACCUAAAAUGAAAGAAGAAGAGGACGACGACGAUGAUGAUGAUGAAGAUGAUAAAGAUGACGACAAAGAUUGA
This is a messenger RNA of Mytilus californianus (California mussel), 1998 nucleotides long. RefSeq lists its product as uncharacterized. The transcript has 6 exons. Gene Ontology annotation, molecular function: guanylate cyclase activity; peptide receptor activity. The coding region runs from base 16 to 1998 and encodes 660 amino acids. The record is from RefSeq and is a predicted model, not a curated record. Gene Ontology annotation, biological process: cGMP biosynthetic process; intracellular signal transduction; receptor guanylyl cyclase signaling pathway. NCBI's taxonomy places the organism in Eukaryota, Metazoa, Mollusca, Bivalvia, Mytilida, Mytilidae.